This is a messenger RNA of Limulus polyphemus (Atlantic horseshoe crab), 2949 nucleotides long. RefSeq names its product coiled-coil domain-containing protein 22 homolog. Gene Ontology annotation, biological process: positive regulation of ubiquitin-dependent protein catabolic process. The record is from RefSeq and is a predicted model, not a curated record. Bases 153 to 1820 code for a protein of 555 amino acids. NCBI's taxonomy places the organism in Eukaryota, Metazoa, Arthropoda, Merostomata, Xiphosura, Limulidae. Gene Ontology annotation, molecular function: cullin family protein binding. The transcript has 14 exons.
AACAUUGUAUGUUAUAUUUAAACUACUGUAAAAAGCGAACAGUUUAAGAGUUGUUUGUCAUGUGAUGGGUUGUUGGGUUUUACUUAAAAUCCGUCGAGAUUACUAAUUUAGUUUUACUGUUAAACUACAAAUUAAUUUAUAUUUCAUGAAACAUGGAGGAAGUUGAUCAUAUUAUUACCCACACGCUAAAACAACUAGGAUGUGACAUAGAUGAUGAAGUUAGAAGACUUCAUGAUUUCACCACUGAAUUGGUAGUAGAAGGAGUGGUUAGAUGCCUUCAGCAAAUUCUUCCAGAUAAAAACCUGUCUAGUCAUGUCCCACCCAGUAUGGCUGCAAAGUAUCGUUUAGGAUCAGCUUUAGCAGAGGCCUGUACUGAGUUGGGUUACAAAGGAGAGAUUGGUUAUCAGACAUUUCUCUACUCAAAUGAUUCUGAGCUGCGAAAAAUCUUUAUUUUCUUGAUUGAAAAGUUACCCAAAGAAGCAGAAAAAGUUACAGAUGAGCCUUUAGGAAAAUCUGAUCUUUUAAAUCGAGCAAUUGCAGAAGAGUUAUCCAGGCAGUUGAAGCUUCCUUGGUUGCCAAACUAUUGUAAACCAAAUGGUUUAAGGUGGAGUAGUCCAAACAAAUGGCACAGAGAGGGUUGCAGAGGAACACAUGCUCUUCAUACUUGUAAUUUGUUUGUUCCAAGGGACAUUACUGACAGUAACAGUAAGGUUGUUCAAGUUUCUCACUGUCAUUUCUGGGUUGUAACCAACUUGUACCUGAAUCCUCUUUUUGCAUCUUCAGUGUAUUUGGAUUUCAUUAUCAUCAGUAGUCAUCAUGCUAAAAAGUAUUUUAUAAUUUUCAUGCAGGAUGAAAAAAACAUCGAAGUACCAGUAACAGGACCUGCCCUGAAAAAACCUGAUACAGAGGAGGAUUUAAAAUCAAGGAGAGAGGAGGAAUUGAAAACAUUGCAAUCUGAAGUUGAUGAACUCUCCAGACAAUUAGAACAACUUGAACUUCAAAUGAAACAGUACAAUGCAUCUUUACAACAGAUUGGUGAACAAAUUCUCUGUGAAGAAGCCAAAAACAAAGAGCUAGAGGAAAUAUAUAAGCUGAGGAAGAGAACUUUUGACCUUCUUCCUGAUGCUGAUAAUAACCUUAAAAAACUACAGGAGGUAGUGGAAGCCAGUGGUCAGCGACUUGUGGUGUUGGCUAGACAGUGGGAGAAACAUCGUGCACCUCUCAUUGAACAGUACCGCCAUUUGAAGGAAUUAAGCUCUCAGCGACUGAGUGAAACACAAAGGAAAUUAGAAGAAAUCAAAUCUCUGAGAGAGAAAAUGAAAGACUGUGCUGAUGAAGCUAGAAGUAAAGAUGACCUUUACAAGCAGCUGUUAGCAGAAUACGAAAGAUUAACUAAAGAUGUGAAUAGGUCAGCAUAUACUCGCCGAAUUAUUGAAAUUCUAGCCAACAUCAAAAAGCAGAGAGAAGAAAUUGAUAAGGUUUUGAUUGACACCAAGGCCAUUCAGAAAGAAAUUAACCAACUUUCUGGUAAACUAGAUCGAACCUUCACAGUUACUGAUGAAUUAAUCUUCAGAGAUGCAAAAAAAGAUGAAGCUGUUAGAAAAGCAUACAAGUAUCUUGCAGCACUUCAUGAGAACUGUAGCUCACUAAUUCAAACGGUGGAAGAAACUGGCACUAUUAUUCGAGAAAUCAGAGAUCUAGAAGAUCAGAUUGAACAAGAAAGUCAGAAGAAAGUUGCUGACAAUUUGGAACGUAUUACAGCAGAUUAUAAACAGAUGAAGCAGGAGAAUUCCUCUCUUAUGACUCAGCUAAAAGCUUAACUUUAUAAUAAAUAAUGUGAACAUCAUUUUACUUGUAACUGUCAGUGGAUUACUAAAUACUACUAAUUGUUUAUUGGAAGAAGUAAAAGUGUUAAUUAUUUUCAAUUUUUUGUUGUCUUAAUUAAAAUUCAUUUAAUAAUGACAAAGAUGCUAAAGAAAAUUUCUUAUAUUGGAGGUACAAAUGUGUUUAUAGUUAUUGUAAGAGAUAUGACCUUUUUUAUUUUAUAUUGCUAUAAAAAUGAUUCAUAAUCAAUUAACAUAAAACUAUUGUGGGAAUUAGAAAUUCCCUCGUAUUUACAUUAAAAGUACUACUUGCUAAAGUAGCAUUGCAGACUUAUGUCAUAAGGACCUCUGUAAAAGUAGAGAUAUAGUGUUGAUUAUAAUCAUGUUCCAUUACUAAAGUUAAUUCUAAAUAUUGACCAAACAUUGUAAGCCUUGACCAUAAAGACCUAUUAAAUUAAAAUCAUAAAUAUGUGUGCACAAUGUGAUGUUCUAUGCAGUUAUUUAUCAUUAGUGUGUGUGUGUGUAUGGAGCCUAAAGAUGAUCACUUUGAUUUAACAUUCAAUGUUGUAUUUUAUUAGAAUUUUGUUAUGGUCAGUAUAUGCAUUUUUGUUUUCUUUUUGAAGUACCUUAACAGUAUUAACAGUGAAACAGUUAAGAGUGGCAUCAGUGAAUUAAUAAUUUGAAGAUUAAUUGAUGACAUUUACUGAUAUUUAACGAUGCUGUAUAAUACGUUAAAAUGUAAUAAUUUUCACUUAAUUUCUUUUUGGUCAUAUAUGUGAUUAGUUAUUCUUCCAAAUUAUAUCUGAUCAUUCUAACUUCAAAAUAAAAUUAUAAAGUAUUUAAUUUUCACUAUGAAUUAGCAAUAGAUCCUGUAUAAGCUGUUUUUCAUUAUUUUCAAAGCAGAAUUCUUAAUCUCUUUCAAGUGGUGAUCCCUCUACAAUUUAUUAAAAAGAACAAACAUCUUGAAAGAGAAUGAUCCAACUUAAUUGUGAUGUGAUUUUAUAUUCAGAGAGAGAAAAUAAAUUUGGAACACUGUUUUUCUGGUCAUACUAAUAUGUGAAUUUACCAUAUUGGUCUGUCUAACCUUGUAUUCUAAGAUAAACAUUAAAAUGAACUUGUAUGAGGC